AUGUCCGACAUAACCAUCUGCGGCCCCAAACGGGGCGACAAAGGUCCAUUGUUUGAAGAUGCCAUGAAGAUUCGUAUCCCUGUGUUUGUCGAAGAGCAGCACGUCCCCACCGAGAACGAGCGUGACAGCGACGACCUCCGCUCCCUCCACUGGGUCGCCUACGAGGGCGCAACCCCUGUCGGUACCAUCCGAAUUGUCCCCCCGCACGAGCACCGAGGCUACUUCAAGUUGGGGCGGUUGGCAGCGUUGAAGGAGUACCGGGGGAGAGGUGUAGGGCGGCUGCUGGUCGAGGCGGCGGUCGAGUAUGCGAGGGCGAAUCCGGUGGAGAUGGGACCGAUUGGAAGUGCAGGUGGGGUAGCAGAUGGGGAUUGGGAUGGGAGGUGUCUGGUGCAUGCGCAGACGGCGGUGAAAGGAUGGUGGGCGGGCAGAGGAUUUGUGCUGGAUGAAGGAUUGGGGGAGUGGGAUGAAGAGGGGAUUAUGCAUGUGGGGAUGUGGAUGAAGAUUGUAGAGAAUGUGCCCCCAACGUUGCAGGGGAAGGCGUAG
This is a messenger RNA of Morchella importuna, 543 nucleotides long. RefSeq lists its product as uncharacterized. The record is from RefSeq and is a predicted model, not a curated record. Gene Ontology annotation, molecular function: acyltransferase activity, transferring groups other than amino-acyl groups. The transcript has a single exon. The coding region runs from base 1 to 543 and encodes 180 amino acids. NCBI's taxonomy places the organism in Eukaryota, Fungi, Ascomycota, Pezizomycetes, Pezizales, Morchellaceae.